AUGUCUGCUAAGGCAAGUACCAAGAGUUUCCAGGAUUGCACAGAGACCGAUGUGCCCGGUUAUAACGAUUGCCCAUCGGUUUUGUAUCAGGUGAACAAAGCUGCUGCUAAGAAGGGCAGAAGGAAUAGGAUCGUAACGCAGGUACGAGAUGUGUCCGGGAAUACAACGAGCUCCAGUUUACCUCCUCCAGCUGUGCCUUCGCGAGUGAAGGAAACAUAUCAAGAAGAACUGUCAAACACGUUGACGAAUGAAGAAUUACUAAAGAGGAUUGAAGCAAUGUUCAAGCUUUCGACUAGCCUGUCCUCUAAAGAAUUUGAAUUUUACAAAAAGAAGAUAGAUCUAAAUGUGGCGAAAAGUUUAGACAGUGAAUCGACAAGACACAUGUUGGCUGCAUUCUUUGAACAGUGGGGUGACAAAAGUAAAUGCACAAAUAUGCUACGAGAGUGGCUAGCCUCUGACAUCACUAUUUCAAGUUGGUGCCCUGCUUUCUUGAAGAUAUACGAAAAUGCAACGAUUGUGUGA
Messenger RNA from Torulaspora delbrueckii, 522 nucleotides. RefSeq names its product Add37p (gene ADD37). NCBI's taxonomy places the organism in Eukaryota, Fungi, Ascomycota, Saccharomycetes, Saccharomycetales, Saccharomycetaceae. The record is from RefSeq and is a predicted model, not a curated record. The transcript has a single exon. Bases 1 to 522 code for a protein of 173 amino acids.